GGCUUGUUGCUGCACGGGACGGGUGUUGCCAGACGUACCGAGGCAGGAAGGGCUGCGACCCCAGAAGGAUUGCGCAAUUUCCUCUAAAAAAAACUAUUUAUAGGGGGACCAGCCGGCCAGGAGCCCGUCCCCGACAGCAGCGGGACAGGUGCUGAGCUGCCCCUGCACAGCCCUCGCCUUCCCGCUGCGCUCUGCCCUGCGCUGAGCCAGCCCAGCUGACUGCACCAUCCCGAGAUGGCAGAAGGCAGACGCGACCCCCAGCCCGGGGACCUGAUCGAGAUAUUCCGGCCACUUUACCAGCACUGGGCCCUCUACGUGGGGGAUGGAUAUGUCAUCCACGUGACAGAUGAAGAAGCCUCAUCCAUUUUCCUUAGCAGCUCUUCAAUAAGUGCCACAAGAGCCAAGGUGAAGAUGGAGCUCCUGAAGGAUGUGGUGAAAAAUGAUAAUUGGCGUGUCAACAACAAGUUUGACCGCUCCCGCACUCCUCGCCCCGUGAAGGAGAUCAUAAGGGAUGCUGAGCAAUGGAUUGGCAAGGAGGUGUCAUAUGAUGUGCUUAAAAAAAACUGUGAGCACUUUGUGACAAUGCUCCGCUAUGGAAAAGGAGUCUCUGAGCAGGCAGAAAAAGCAGUUUUUGGAGGUGCUACAGCUCUCUUAGGAACUGCUCUUCUUGGAGCUCUUGCUGUUUUGAGAGUUGCAUUGUCUGGGGGCAAAUCCAAGAUAUAGUGCUACAGAUGGGCUGUCAAGCAGAGAUCAGAGCAAGGUGUGAGGAUCUCCUGGCAGUAGCGGUCAUUGCCCAGCUUUUGCUGUAAAUGCCAUCACGGCUUCCUUGCAACUGUGCCUACUUUACUGUAAAAAUUAAAGAAUCCUUCAUAAAAUGUCUGAAAGCUAUACUCAUAUUUCCCUGAAAUUCUCUUUUAUCUUUUUGAGUAUAGCUUUGUUUGCAACUUUAAAAAUUCAGCCUUGCUUCUCCCUGCCAUCCCAGUAAGGAAUAACAAAUCAAGAUUGUCACUAUUCAAGGUGAUCCCCAGCAGCUCGCACUUGCUUGCCACACGAGUUUUUACUUUAUUGUGUGUGAUGGUUUUGGUGGUAGUCUAGGAGGAAUUGCAAGCGAGUUAUCCAUUCCUUCCCCAUCCCACACACCUCCCCUCAAGUGCUUUGCCCAGCACUGGUGCUGGCUUUUCCUCCUGAUUUGAUCAGCUAGCUCCUGGAGGCUCAUUCUGUGUAUCACUGCAAUAAAAAGGAUUGCUGAGGUUUUA
Serinus canaria (Common canary) is the source of this 1256-nucleotide messenger RNA. It is a transcript of the gene PLAAT1, whose product is annotated as phospholipase A and acyltransferase 1. The transcript has 4 exons. Gene Ontology annotation, cellular component: cytoplasm. The coding region runs from base 235 to 723 and encodes 162 amino acids. Gene Ontology annotation, biological process: N-acylphosphatidylethanolamine metabolic process. The record is from RefSeq and is a predicted model, not a curated record. Gene Ontology annotation, molecular function: glycerophospholipid phospholipase A1 activity; A2-type glycerophospholipase activity. NCBI's taxonomy places the organism in Eukaryota, Metazoa, Chordata, Aves, Passeriformes, Fringillidae.